Messenger RNA from Salvia splendens (bonfire salvia), 2114 nucleotides. RefSeq names its product zinc finger CCCH domain-containing protein 6. Bases 634 to 1989 code for a protein of 451 amino acids. The record is from RefSeq and is a predicted model, not a curated record. The transcript is spliced from 5 exons. Gene Ontology annotation, molecular function: metal ion binding. NCBI's taxonomy places the organism in Eukaryota, Viridiplantae, Streptophyta, Magnoliopsida, Lamiales, Lamiaceae.
AAGAAAUCAAACAUAGAAAUUAGAAUAAAUGAGAGCAGCAUUAUCUCCUCUGUUCUGUUGUUGUAUUCUGCAACAAUAAUUAGUAACGAAUAAACUAAAAAUGAAAACGAAAGGUGGAUCUAGGCCUCCAAUUUAGGGUUUUCUUCCUCAUUCUCCCUCCAUCGUUUCGGCUUUCGUUUUUCUAAUUUUUUUAUGAAGGGGCAAUCGACUAAAACUUAUUCGCCAAUUAGGGGUUUUGUAUGCGCGGCAAAGAAAAUUGGGCGAUUGCAGUUAUAAGAUUAUAUAUCUAUGAUCUAACCAUACGAAACGAGUUAUUUGAUUUGUUAAUAUGGGAGGAUCGCAGAAAUCAAAGAGGGUUUCAUGGGCUACUGAAGUUAAUCUAUGUCAGGAUGAGAUGAUGCGACCAUGAAGGUUUGUGGAUGUAAAUGUGAGAGCAUAAUCAUAUCACUCUCCACCUUCCGUCCGGCACUGGUGGAAAGAUGUUGGCUCAAUGCUCUAAAGAUGGUGAUUUGUUUGCUCCAGUAUUAAUUACAAACUUGAUCUUAUCAUGUCAGUCUGGGCAUUUGACUUCGCAUUGUGAAUGUCUGACGGGUAAGGCUAUUUUUGUCGGAAGAAUGUCCUUCACAGGUUGGAAUGGGAACCCAAGACCAUCUCCUUCAGGCAAAGGCAUGGUCGUUACAGGCAGGUGGCAUGGCGUCUGAAGACAACUUGCCUCCGGGCUUUGAGUUAAGCCAACCUGCAAAUCCUUGGGCAGUGAAGCUAUCUCAUAUAUCUCUAGUGAAAUGGAAGUGUCCUCCUAGGAUUGAAGUAGAUAGCUCUUGGCGAGUCGUUGCUGGGGAAGAAAGCAGAGAAACAGAAACCCAGGAUCAACGAGAAAUGAGAGUGCUAGAAGCAAUAUAUCCACGCCCGUCAGCCAUUCCUUUAAACCCUUCUGCAUUAGUCGGUGCAGAAGACUCAACUAACAAUGACCAGUGCACUCCAGUGGUUCCUAUCACAUCAAUCGAAGAUGAAGAUGCUUCAGUGGAUACAUUGUAUGCCUCCAUGGGAUCAAACAGUACACCAAUGAUUUCCCAGCAACAGCACUCACCUCAUGGGGAAUUUUUAUCUCAGGUCAACACUACUUUAACACCUUCUGUUGGUUCAGCAACAGGCAUGGAACCUGAUAUUAUAGCAGCUGCACAAGCUGCCUUGUCAUCUGUCAUGCCGAAUAGUGAUCAGAGGAACCUGAUAGAUCGUGAGCUGCUCAUGAAAAUUCUCAAUGACCCAAAAAUGAUCGAGCAACUGAUUGCAAACCAUACUGCAUCUGCUAGUGGGCAAACUGCGGCAUCAUCUAGCAUGGCAUCUUCAUCCACUUUCCAUGGCAUGCCAGUUAUGGGAACCAAAAAUGUUGCAUCGUAUAGUUUGCCUGGAAUACCAUCAACUAGUGCACAGUAUAUCCCCAAUUUGGCCUCGACUCCUAUGGGUUCUUUUGAUUCAGACAUUAUGGCUGUCCAUCGAAGAGAGCCACUCCCUGGUCGUUUUACAAGACCAGAAAUGGUUGUUCCAUCACCUAUUUUUGCAGCAUCUGGACCUUAUCAUUCACCAAGUAGGACAGGAUCCAUCCCCCAUCUACGACCAUCGGUACCCGAUGUCAUAUCCGUGCCCUCUCCAUCAAUAGCAGCUCCUGUAGCAAAGGAUAUGAACUAUUAUAAGAGCCUCAUUCAGCAACAUGGGGGAGAGAGAAGAGAGACUAUGCCCCAGUUUGCUCAUCAAAGUAACCAAGCCCUAGUGAUGGGUCAAGAACCUCUGAAUAACACGAUGAUGAGACCAAGGGACACGAAGCCAAGGAUAAUGAAGCCUUGCAUCUAUUUCAAUAGUUCGAGGGGUUGCAGGAAUGGCCCGAACUGCACCUUUCAGCAUGAUGUAUCACCGCAGCAGAAAGUCAAUAGUAUUCCGAAUGUUCAAGGUACUAAGCGAAUGAAACUGGAUAGAGAAAUUACCGGUGCAUAAUUUUGCUACCGAUGCGUUUCUUUUGUGUAAAUCUUUGUUACUGUGAUGAUUCGUUUCCCAUCUCUCUUAUGUUCUUUUCCCUGAGGGCCAAUUAAUAUUUCUUAUUCCAUGCUAUAUUGCUAUUA